AAGCAGAUGGAUUGACUCUGCAGUCGAGUAUUUGCCAAAGUCAAAACUGAAUUGUGCCGUUGAGUAGUCGAGUAUUGUUAUUUCUGAAAAGGAAGGCUGCAUUUGUGAUUAAUUUUGGACAUGAAUUGGGCCUUUCAUUUGGGAGGAGGCAUAGGCCCGUAAUUAUGGACAUGGGCUGCUUAUUCUUCGGCCCAUCAUAUCAACAAUUAAUCAAUAUCAUUUUUUAAUUAAUUGACUUCCCUGCAUGAUAAUCGAUAACUAUUAGACAAAAUGCGUAUAUUAAUAAAUCAUUUACACAAAAUUUCAAAAUAUCCAUGUUACUUAUUAGACAAGACAAUUUAACUGUAGUGUGAUGGUAUCGCACCAACCUCUCUCUCUCCUCUCUUCUCUCAGGCCCUCUCGCAAAAUAAUUUGAAGGCGACGCCUCUCUCACCUCGUAAAAGGGGAGGAAAACAGAUCUCUGUCUGUAUUCUCCAAGUUCACCAAGCCAUUGAGGAUAUAAGAGAAGGAACAACAGAACGUAAAUAUGGUAUAAUGGCCACCGAGAGGGAAGCAUUUGAUCUUUCGGGACCCUUACACCUAACUGCUACCGAUUGGACCAAUGCAACUCAUCGAAGAUCUGUUGCUGCCAGUUUGGUUCAGGCUGUCUACAUUUUGGAGCGGGAUCGCCAGCAGAAACGCGAAGGCCCUGAUGCUCUUGCUUCUCCUUGGUGGGAAUUUUUCCAUUUUAAGUUGCUACGAAACCUAGUGGAUGACGCUGACUUCUGCAUUUUCGGUGCAAUUUAUGAAUUUAAACCUCCAUCAUCUCACGGUGAAAUCUCAACAAAAGGAACACCAAAAUAUGUGAUUGCCUUUCGAGGUACCUUAACGAAGCCAGACUCCUUUUCAAGGGACAUUGAGUUGGAUAUCCACUUGAUUCGAAAUGGACUCCACCGCACGUCUCGCUUUGAGAUUGCUAUGCAAGCAGUGCGAAACAUGGUCGCUUCUGUCGGUGGUUCAAAUGUCUGGUUAGCCGGUCAUUCCUUGGGGGCAGCCAUGGCAAUGCUAGCUGGAAAGACCAUGGCCAAGACAGGGAUCUUUCUUGAAUCUUUUCUCUUUAAUCCACCAUUCCUUUCUGCCCCAAUUGAGAGAAUUAAAGAAAAGAAAGUGAAACAUGGGAUCCGAAUUGCUGCCAGUGUGAUCACAGCAGGACUUGCUAUUGCAAAUGCCAGUAAGAACCCACGAAGUCAUCAGUCCAAUGAUCAAUUUACCACUCUCUCCGCAUGGGUUCCAGGUUUGUUUGUCAAUCCAGCCGAUCAUGUAUGCUCUGAAUACAUCGGAUACUUUGAACACAGGAAGAAGAUGGAGGAGAUUGGAGCUGGAAGUAUCGAAAAGUUAGCGACCCAGAACUCACUCACAUCUCUACUUAUGACCGCGAUCGGGAAGCAGCAGCCACAGGACCAAGAGCCACUACACCUCAUUCCUUCUGCAAAUGUUACUGUCAAUUUAACCCCUUCGAGGGACCUGAAGGCAGCUCAUGGAAUUCACCAAUGGUGGAGUCCUGACAUGCACUUUGAAUCCAAUCUCCACAGGUACAUGUAGAUUGGUGUGUAUUAUUGUUGUUAUGUGUGAUUGAAGGAAUUACUUUUGCUUUCAUUGUAACAUAUUAUGGAACACAAAUACCCUAUCCUUGUAAUCUUAAGCUAUUGGUCACAGGCAAAUAAGUGUAUAGAACCUUUAUAUAACUAAAUGGGGAGUUUGCAAUUUCAA
Messenger RNA from Tripterygium wilfordii, 1749 nucleotides. Its product is annotated as GDSL esterase/lipase At4g10955. The coding region runs from base 535 to 1581 and encodes 348 amino acids. The record is from RefSeq and is a predicted model, not a curated record. Lineage: Eukaryota; Viridiplantae; Streptophyta; Magnoliopsida; Celastrales; Celastraceae. Gene Ontology annotation, biological process: lipid metabolic process. The transcript is spliced from 3 exons.